AUGAACGCAAGUACAGAAGAAGUUGCUCAACGUUUUUCCAAUAUUCAAGAGUCUUUGAAGGACAUUGCCGAGCUGUCAGAAUCUAACCCUAAAGCCACGUUUGCUUUGAACCAGUUUUCUGAUUAUUCUGAAGAAGAGCGUAAAAUGUUGAAUGGCUUAAUAUACGAACCCUCAAAGGAUAAUACAUCAGAAUACAUAACUGUGGACGCGGAUGACGUUCCAGAAACCUAUGAUUGGAGAGAACAUAACGGAGUGACUCCAGUCAGAGACCAAGGUGGGUGUGGCAGUUGUUAUGUCUUUGGAACUUUGGGAGCGAUCGAAAGCCAACUCCUGAUCCAUAAAAAUGUAUCGUCCUAUCUGAGUGCGGAAGAAGUACUUGCAUGCACUUACAACGAUAAAAAAUAUAAUGAUCAUGGAUGUAAUGGUGGAGCUGGAGAAGGGGUGUAUCAAUUUGUUAGGGAUAAAGGUGUCACUGACAAUGAUCAUUGGAAAUACGACUCUUCAAUUCACCACUUUACCGGCAUGUGCAAUAUGACUGGUAAACCAAUCAUAACGAAAGUCAAACACUAUUGCAAGGUUCCUAUGAACGAUGUAGAAAAACUGAAAGCUGUUGUGUAUAAAGAAGGACCAGUCAGUUCAAUAAGUACAUUGUUUGUUUUUUGCAUUUUACUAUAG
Molecule: messenger RNA, 675 nt
Organism: Bursaphelenchus okinawaensis
Lineage: Eukaryota; Metazoa; Nematoda; Chromadorea; Rhabditida; Aphelenchoididae
Source: the annotation of a GenBank genome assembly